CUCCACACUGGAGCAGCGGCGGCUGUUUGCGCUCAUCACAUCACACCUCCUGUGUUUGAGAUUUCCACCCAACUCUCCAGGCUGAAUCUAAAGGAGCCGGAUCUCCACCGCACAUCUCCGAGCUCUGCUUGUCGGCCGAGCAGGUGAAGAGGAGUAGAGAGGAUGACUGAGUACAAGCUGGUGGUGGUGGGAGCUGGAGGCGUUGGCAAGAGUGCUCUUACCAUCCAACUCAUCCAGAACCACUUUGUGGAUGAAUAUGACCCUACCAUAGAGGACUCGUACAGGAAGCAGGUGGUGAUCGACGGUGAGACAUGCCUGUUGGACAUUCUGGACACAGCAGGUCAAGAGGAGUACAGUGCCAUGAGGGACCAGUACAUGAGGACAGGAGAGGGCUUCCUCUGUGUCUUUGCCAUCAAUAACACCAAGUCGUUUGAGGACAUUCAUCAGUACAGGGAACAGAUCAAACGGGUAAAGGACUCGGAUGAUGUGCCAAUGGUGCUUGUGGGUAAUAAAUGUGACCUCCCAGCUCGCACAGUGGACACACGGCAAGCGCAUGAGCUUGCUCGAAGCUACGGCAUCCCCUACAUCGAGACCUCAGCCAAGACUAGACAAGGAGUGGAGGAUGCCUUCUACACACUAGUACGGGAGAUCCGACAGCACAAGUUGAGGAAGCUCAAUCCUCCAGAUGAAAGCGGACAGGACUGCAUGAGCUGUCGCUGCGUGGUGUCAUGAUUUAAGCUGACCUCUCCAAGUUCAUAAAUGGACCAAUGGCUUCAUGAGGCAGAGUGGAAGACAGACUGUAAUUACACGUGGAGAUCAAAGUAAAAGCAAAGUAAAUCACUGACUGCAAAAUGGACACUCGAGGAAAGACAUUGCCUUGCCGUGCCUGUGGUGACCCCGUCUUGCUGUCUACAUCUGCCUGAAACUCCCAACUAAUGACUUUUCCUAUUCAUUAACUUCCAAGUGCUAAUACUGGGCAGCUCCUUGGAUUUCAUCUAAUUUAUUAUACUCAUAAGUCUCAACACUGGCUUUUACUUGGAAGUCAGGCCUCUCGUGACUUAAGCACGAAAAAA
This is a messenger RNA of Ictalurus punctatus (channel catfish), 1073 nucleotides long. It is a transcript of the gene hrasa, whose product is annotated as HRas proto-oncogene, GTPase a. Gene Ontology annotation, cellular component: plasma membrane. NCBI's taxonomy places the organism in Eukaryota, Metazoa, Chordata, Actinopteri, Siluriformes, Ictaluridae. Gene Ontology annotation, molecular function: GDP binding; GTPase activity; GTP binding. The record is from RefSeq and is marked provisional. Gene Ontology annotation, biological process: Ras protein signal transduction.